AUGGCUCCUGAUAGAGGCGCAACUAUCUGGUGGCACCGCUUGCUACAAGAGCUCGCCGUCACAGCCCCUUUGGCUCUUGGGGGAUACUACCUCGUCAGAUACAUCCUGAAACAGAUGAACUUCGAUCCGGAGGCCGACCAGAAAGAGCAAAACAGAUUACGGUCGGCGGCAAUUCUGCGACGACUCGAUCAACCGGAGACCGACAUCCUCAGUUUGCCUCUAGACAGGCAGAGACCUUUGAAAGAACAACUGAAUUUGACGAGCUAUGAACAAGUCAUUCUACAAGAUUUGGUGUUUCCUGAGGAUAUCCCUGUAUCUUUCGACGACAUUGGUGGCUUGACAGAUAUCAUUGAAGAACUAAGGGAAUCUGUGAUAUAUCCUCUCACAAUGCCCGAACUCUACUCAACAUCAUCGUCCCUACUUACAGCACCUUCCGGAGUACUGCUCUAUGGCCAACCUGGCUGUGGAAAAACAAUGCUUGCCAAAGCGCUGGCUCACGAGAGCGGCGCAUGUUUUAUAAACCUUCACAUCUCAACACUCACCGAAAAAUGGUUCGGCGAUUCGAACAAACUUGUCAACGCUGUCUUCUCCCUGGCCCGUAAAUUGGAGCCAGCCAUCGUCUUCAUUGAUGAGAUUGAUGCUGUGCUAGGAACGCGUCACAGUGGCGAGCAUGAGGCGAGUGGGAUGGUAAAGGCAGAAUUCAUGACACAUUGGGAUGGGUUGGCAUCCGCAAGCUCAUCCGGUCGACCUCAACGCAUUCUAGUCCUUGGUGCCACCAAUCGUAUGCAGGACAUUGAUGAUGCGAUACUACGACGGAUGCCCAAAAAGUUCCCCAUUUCUUUACCAAACGCCUCCCAGCGGUUAAAGAUUCUCAAACUCAUACUCAGGGAGACCAAGGUGGACAAGGAGCAACUCGACAUGGAGUAUCUCUCCAGAGUGAUGGCCGGAAUGUCGGGGAGCGAGAUCAAAGAAGCUUGUAGGGAAGCUGCGAUGGCUCCCGUACGAGAGAUGAUUCAGCGUCAAAGGGAGAGUGGGCAACGUAUGGAAAACAUGAAGCCUGGCGAGGUUCGCGGUCUUAGAACAUCCGACUUCUUUGCACGUACAAUGGCAUCAAAACCAGCUAAAGGUGCGAUAGACGAGCAAGAGGGCCGAGAAUGGAGUACCGAACCAUCGUCUCCUGGAGGUGACUCGGAUAUGAUGGAGGAAGCAGUGGAAGAAAUCAAACAAUAG
Molecule: messenger RNA, 1230 nt
Organism: Exophiala viscosa
Lineage: Eukaryota; Fungi; Ascomycota; Eurotiomycetes; Chaetothyriales; Herpotrichiellaceae
Product: adenosinetriphosphatase
Exons: 2
Coding region: 1-1230 (409 amino acids)
Biological process (GO): extraction of mislocalized protein from mitochondrial outer membrane
Cellular component (GO): mitochondrial outer membrane
Molecular function (GO): ATP binding; ATP hydrolysis activity
Source: RefSeq, a predicted model, not a curated record